AUGUCACCUUGCAACGCGGUUGUUGCAGCGUCUCGAAACAUAUGGUCAGCGGGUGACCACGGAGACAACUUCCCGCUCAAUAUUAAUGUCCUGGAAGAAGACGCCUGCCCUGUCGUUUCUGGAUAUGAUGAAGAUGGAAAUGGCAUCUCAUAUCUUAUUAUUGUCACUAAGCUAUUUACUGCCUUGUCUGGAGAGUGCCGUCUGUUUCUCGCUUCGCUUCUCGAUAUCACAGAUUUCCUGCAUGCAGUUACUUUCGAAGAUCUAGAAAUGAGGAAAUAUGCGAAGGUAUACAAUGCUGAGGACGAAGAUUCGUCGAGUAUUAUUUCACAAAUCAACCUCAGCACGACAAAUCAGGCUGAUACUACAUUGCAGCCUACGGAUAAAGGCCACGCUAAAGAGAUGCGUCCCAUGCUAAAGGAGCCCGGGAGAGAGACUGCACGAUCAGUUCCUAGUCCUAUGGGCAUGGGACCCUCUCAGACGACGGAACAACUGCUUUCCGAAUUCAGCGCCGAACUCCUCUAUCUUUACAAGGAUACUUUUAUUCUAGCAAGAUCGCCCUUGGACAAUAAACUCUACAAAAUAUCUCACGUCUCUCGCUCGUUGCUCGCGGAUGGCGAAUAUAUCCGCAGCCAUCUGAAACACACGCCAGCCGAUAAAAUGCAAUUGCUUAGCAAAUGUUUGGGGCAAAAUGACCAGUUUGAUAUGGUUAUUAAUUGGGGGGAUUCUGGGACAGAGAAACGGCUCUAUUGUGCCCCAAUUUACUGCCAUACUUCACGGGACUGGGUUUGUACGUUGACAGACAUCGAAGCUCCUUAUCUUUGGCGUCGAAAUAAGACCUAG
Molecule: messenger RNA, 840 nt
Organism: Arthroderma uncinatum
Lineage: Eukaryota; Fungi; Ascomycota; Eurotiomycetes; Onygenales; Arthrodermataceae
Exons: 1
Coding region: 1-840 (279 amino acids)
Source: RefSeq, a predicted model, not a curated record